CCGAGCUCAGCGGGGUCCCCCUCUCUAAGGAAGGGGGGACCCGGACGGAGCGCGGGGGCUCAGGCUUGUGUGUUUUCGUUUCCCGGCUCUUGGCAAAGAGCUCUUGGCAUUCGGCGGCCGCGUCCCCCGCGGGUUCCUCUGCUGCCCCCAGCGCCGGUUUGAAAGAACCUUCUCCUUGUGCCCUUCCUGUGCCGUGCUCGGGGCAGCCCCAUCCUGCAGCCCGAGCUUCCUCAGGUAGCCCGGGCGCUGUGGGGAUGGCUCCCGAGGGUCUCCGGAUCGGCAGCGAGGGGUCUGGGCAGUGACCUGGCAGGCUGGCCAAGAUGUCUCUUCACGACGCGAGAGCCGCGGCUCUCCUUGCUUGGGUGAACAGCACAAAGGUUUGUCCUGAUCCCCUCAAUGAUCUGUCCCAGCUCCGGGACUGUAGUGUCUUCAUCAGGAUUAUCCACAAAAUCCACAGGAGCAAGGAGGGAGAGUCCGUGCUGGAGCAGCCGCUACCGGAGAGGAUCUCUUUCAUCCGUGGCUUCCUGCAGAAGCACUGCAGGCACAAAUUGGCUGCAGAGAACCUGGUCUCUGCACAGAAGCUGGUGGAUGGAGAGGAGCUGGCUCUGGCCAAGGUGGCUGUGCUGCUCCUGUAUCACACCUCUAUGAGCUGCAAGAGCCCUGGUGACUGGAAUGAGUUUGACUACAAGACCCAGGUUGAGCUGGCAUCAAUCCUCAAAUUUGUGCUGGAUAACGAGGAGAGCCUGAAUGAGAACCUAGAGCCAUUUCUGCUGACGAAAGCAGCGCCAUCCUCGUGUGGCACGUCCAGCAGCGGCAUGGAGGAGCAUUCCCCGCCACAUUCCCUCCCGCACAAGCGGGAGGUGCGUUUCCUGGAGCUGCAGAAGAUUGCCUCCUUCCCCAGCACCAACAACAUGCUGCCCAGCCCUCCAUCUUCGCCCAUGGGGGACAUCAUGCAGACCCCCCAGUUCCAGCUGCGACGGCUGAAGAAGCAGCUGGCUUUUGAGAGGGAGAACCGGGACGGGCUGGAGGUGGAGCUGGCGGAGAAUCGCAAGCUCCUCAUGGAGAAAGAGGCUCAGAUCACCAUGAUGCAGCAGCGAAUUGAUCGCUUGGCUAAGCUCAACGAGAAGCAAGCUGCAGACCAGCUGGAGCCCAAAGAAAUGGAGGAGCUGAGGGAGAAGAAUGAGAGCCUGGUGGGGCGCCUGCACGAGGCCUUCAGGCAGUGCCAGGACCUGAAGACUGAAAAGGCCCAGAUGGACCGGAAGAUCAACCAGCUUUCUGAGGAGAACGGCGAUCUUUCCUUCAAGCUGCGGGAGAUCGCCAGCCACAUGGUCCAGCUGCAGGAAGCCCUGAACGAGCUCUCAGAGGAGCACAACGCUGCCCUGGCACAGUCUCAGGAAAAGCAGGGACAGCUGGAGAACGAGCUGCGUGCUGCCCUGCAGGACAAGAAAUCUUCGGAAGAGAAAAUUGAGAUUCUCCAGGGAAAGAUUUCUCUGCUGGAAGACCAGCUGGCCAAGCUGGAGGAGUGCAGCAGCCAGGAGAAGGGAGAAGUCAUGGGGGACAUUCUGAAGCUGGAGGAGCUGAAGCAGGAGGUGUCCAGCCUCACUACCAAAGGAGCAGAGCUCCAGGCCACGGUCCUGCGGCUGGAGGAGGAGAAGCAGCUGCGGGAGGCAGCCCUGCAGUCCGAACGUGGCCGCUUCGAGGAGGAGAAGCAGCAGCUGAGCAGCCUUGUCACCAGCCUCCAGAGCUCCCUCUCUGAGAGCCACCGGGCCCAAGAGAGGCUGGAGCAGGACCUGAAGGCACGGGAUGCUGAGGGGCAGGCCGGGCAGCUGGCUGCCCUCAGUGUCCAGCAUGAGCAGACCCUGCAGGAGAGGGACUCUGCCCUGCAGCAGCUGCAGCAGCUGCGGGAGGCCAACGCAUCCCUGAGCAGCCAGCUGCAGGCCACAGGUGCCAGCCAGGCCGCCUUGGCCGAGGAGAAGGCUGCGCUGAGCCACAAGGUCAGCAAGCUGGAAGCCCAGAUCCUGGAGCUGAGUGCUCAGCAGCAGCAGGGAGUGGCAGCAGAGGCACUGAAAGUCCAGGUGCGGGAGCUGGAGGUUCGGCUAAAGGAGAGCCAGCAGAGACUGGCUGAGAGGGAGAAGCUGGCCCGGGAAAACAGCCGUCUGCAGGAGCAGCUGCUCUUCCUGGAGGAAUCCCUGCGGAACACUGAGGGCAUCCUGGAGGAUGAGAAGAGGCGGGCAGCUGACUGCUUGGAGGGCAACCUGGCCAGGAUCGCUGAGCUGGAGGCGGAGAGACAGCAGCUGGUACAGAGCCGGGAGCAGGCUCCACAGGAGCGGGUCGAGGAGCUGGCUGCGCACCAGGUGCUGGAGGAGAGCCGGGAGAAGCCGAUGGGAGCCUCUCCUGCUGCCCGAGGGGAGGACAGAGAGCGCGUGCGGCUGGAGGAGGAGGUCCGGGCGCUGAGCCGGGAGCAUGGCCAGGUCUGCCAGCAGCUGCAGGCCGAGCAGGAGAAGGUGGCUGCGCUGGAGGCCCAGGCAGAGCGCCUGGCUGCAGAGCAACAGGAGCGACUGGCUGCCCUCCAGGCUGACCUGUCCAGCACCCAGGCAUGGGUGAAGGAGAAGGAGAGCGAGGAGCAGAAGCUGAGGGCUGAGGUCUCCUCCCUGCAGGAGAAGAUGGCCAUGGCAGAGCAAACUGCGGCCCAGCGCGUGGCUGGGCUGGAGGCGGAUGCCCGUAGAGCUGCCGAGGCGCUGGAGGGGGUCUCCCAGCAGCUCUCCCAGGAGAAGCUCAAAUCCAAGGAGCUGGAAGGCACCAUGGAGCGGCUGCGGAGCGCAGAGAAGGAGCUGGUGUCCCUCCGCUCCGCCGUGCAGGAAAAGGAGAGCUGGAAGGAGCAAGUGUCCCAGUGCGUCCAGGAGAUGGAGAGGAAGAACAGCCUGAUCGGCAGCCUGGAGCACGAGGUCUCCAUUCUCCAUCGGCAGGUGACGGAGAAGGAGGGGGAGAGCAAGGAGCUGAAGCGCCUGAUCCUGGCCGAGUCAGAGAAGAGCAAGAAGCUGGAGGAGAGGCUGCGGGUGCUGCAGACGGAGAUGGCCACCGCUGCCUCCCGCGCGGCCGAGAGGUGCUCGCUGAUGAAGGUGGAGGUGCAGCGUUGCCAGGAGGAGAUGGAGAAGCAGCGAAUGACCAUCGAGGCCCUGAAGAGGGACCGCCACUGCCAGAGCGAGCGGGAGGAUGAGCUGCGGCAGGAGGCGAAGGUCUGCCAGGACAAGUGCCAGCAGAAGGAGCAGCUCCUGGCCGCCCUGCAGCAGGAGCUCGACAGUGCCCAGGCACUCGCUGGGGAGCUGCCGGCACUGAAGCACCUUUGCCAGCAGCUCCAGGCCGAGCGUGCCUCCCUGGAAAGCCAGCACCGCCAGGACCUGGAGCAGAGGAUGAAAGCCACGGGUGCGCUGCAGGCUGAGCUGGCCCAGGCCAAGCAGGAGGCGGCCGAGGCACUGUCGCUGCGGGAGCGCUCGGCGGAGCAGGACCGGGCCAUUCAGCAGCUGCGGGCCGAGGCGGCGAAGGCGGCGGCACAGCUGGCGGGGCUGCAACAGGCCAACGCUCGUCUGGCCGAGGAGAACCAGGGGCUCAGCGAGAGCCGGAGCCAGGGGCGGCAGCAGCUCGAGGCAGAACUGGGCCAGGCCAGGGAGCGGCACGUGCAGGAGCUGGAGCGGCUGCGGGCGGCGUCCGAGGAGCUGGUGACCGUCAGCAGGAAGGAGGCUGAGGAGGCGGCGCAGAAGCUGGAGAAGAUGAGUAAGGAGUAUGAGAGCAGCAAAGCUGCAGCGCUGGAGGAGAGGAAGAAGCUGCUGGAGGAGAGGAAGAAGCUGCUGGAGGAGAGGCACAGACUGACAGCUCAGGUGGAACAGCUGGAGGUAUUUCGGAAAGACCAGGCUAAGCAGGUGGAGGAGCUGAAUAAAAAGCUGACUCAGCACGAGAAGGCCACCUUGACCCAGCAGCAGAGAGUUAAGGCGCUGGAAGAGGAGCUGCAGGCAGUGGCCACCCGCCAGCAGGAGAAGGUUGCAGAGCUGCAGGGGCAGCUCGCCCAGAAGGAGCAGGCAGCUGAGCACUACAAAGGGCAGAUGGAGAAGGCAAAAACUUACUAUGACGCCAAGAAGCAGCAGAACCAGGACCUGGCAGAGAAGCUGAAGGCCAUGGAGCGGCUGCAGAAGGAGAACACGGAGCUCCGGAGCGAGUCAGACAGGCUGGCCAAGGAGCUACAGCAGAGCAUCCUGCAGGCCAAGGAGUCGGAGCUGAGCUGCAGGAACCUUACCAGCCAGGUCCGCAGCCUGGAGGCUCAGGUGGAGAUUGCUGAACGGCAGCUACAGGAGCUCAGGAAGUUCCAGGUGAAGAGCACCUCACUAAAGGACCAGGAGACUUGUCACCAGAACUUGGCGGACCAGAGCACUGACAGCCUCGAUGAGGCACAGCCGCUCAACUCUACCAGGCAGGCUAGCAGCUCGGAAGCCUCGGCAGUGCCACUGGACAGGGAAGAGUCGCUGGUGUCCCAGCGGCUGCCUCGGGAGGUGGAGUCCCUGGAGAGCCUCUACUUUACCCCCAUCCCCAGCGGGACGCGGUCCAAGCUGGAGAGCAGCACCGACUCCUUGGGCAGCCUCUCGCUCGAAUCCGGGUGCAAGACCCGCUCGGCCCGGCGCCGCACCACCAUCAACAUCACCAUGACAAACAAACAGGCCAAGUCUGAGGAACUGGACUGCGUCAACCUCUCCUUCUACAGCAUCCCGUCAGCUCAGUCCCCGAGCGCUUCCCCUGCCAAGAGACGGCUGCGCUCAGCUGCCUCCACCCGCUCCCUCACCAGCUUUCCCUCCCGGGAAACUCUUGUCAAGCUGGAAACCUCCUCCCCGGAGGAAACCCCUGGCAAUUCAGCACUGCUGGGCCUCCCCGGGUACCGGCCAGUCACUCGCAGAUCCUUGCGCUUGCAGGGGACCAGCAGCUCCAGCCUCGGCCGGAACAGCAUCUACCUGGGCACGUGCCAGGACGAGCCGGAGCAGCCGGACGACUGGAACCGCAUUGCAGAGCUGCAGCGGCGGAACCAGGCCUGCCCCCCACACCUGAAGACCUGCUACCCCCUGGAGAGCAGGCCCUCCACUUCCUUGGGAACCAUAACGGAUGAGGAGGUGAAGAUGGGGGACCCUAAGGAGACGUUGCGACGCGCCAGCAUGCAGCCCUCACAGAUCAUCCCCACCGGCAGUGGGGUGGGCACCCGGCGCAGCACCCUGGGCCACGCCUUGGCCGGCAUCACCACCCGGCAGCAGAGGAAGCGCCUCUCAGAUGAGACCCACCAGGGCCCCGACACCCCCCAGUCCAAGAAGCCAACCAGCUGCUUCCCACGGCCCCAGACCGCCCAGGACCGCAGUGAGCGGCGCGGCUCCCAGGGCAGCCGGCAGAGCGAACAGCCGACCCCCGCCAAGCAGGCUCAGAGGCGCCAGUCGAUGGCGUUCAGCAUCCUCACCACCCCCAAGAAGCUGGGGAACCGCCUGCUGCGCCGGGCAGCCGCCCGCAAGAGCACUCCCAAGAACACCCCCAGCGGCAGCACCCGCCGCUCGCCCCGCAUAGCCACCGCCAAGUCCCCCAAGGGCAAGGCCAGUCGCCGAUCGCUCAAGGACACAAAAUUCUGAGGUUUCCCCAGUCCUUGUGUUGCAGGCUCUGCCCUGGCCCCCUACCUGCACCCCCUUGCCUCUCCCUUUCCCCCCAGUGCUGCGAGAACAUCCCUGGGGCCCAGCAGCACCGAGGGGAAACAGAUGGGGCCACCCGUGUGACGCUGCCCUGCACGUCCCACUGACAACCACGGGGCUGCCCUGAGCACGGCAGGGCCCCCGUGUCCUUCCUGCACCCAUUGUCACCCUAAACCCUCCCGAGACCCAAGGCAAGGGCAUGACAGGGAGUGAGGGCUGGAAACACCCGUGGGUGCAGGGGCUGGCACCAGGCUGGGGCUGGAGGGUCUGAGCCCUCCUCAGGGAUAUCCUGCAGCCCCAGUGACAGAGGUAAGACAUAGCAUCCCUUGACCCCCCCCUCGCCUCCCCUGCUCCCCCUGUGUGGGACUCCCGCACCUGCCCCUGCCCUCCUGCAGCUCCCAGGGAAGCCGAGGCAACAUUUUUAAAUG
This is a messenger RNA of Lepidothrix coronata (blue-crowned manakin), 6136 nucleotides long. It is a transcript of the gene NUMA1, whose product is annotated as nuclear mitotic apparatus protein 1. The transcript is spliced from 26 exons. The record is from RefSeq and is a predicted model, not a curated record. NCBI's taxonomy places the organism in Eukaryota, Metazoa, Chordata, Aves, Passeriformes, Pipridae. The coding region runs from base 321 to 5651 and encodes 1776 amino acids. Gene Ontology annotation, molecular function: microtubule binding. Gene Ontology annotation, cellular component: centrosome; spindle pole; spindle microtubule. Gene Ontology annotation, biological process: establishment of mitotic spindle orientation.